AUGGCUAUAUCAGUUUGGAAAUGGAUCCUUUGGUUGAAAAGAAAGAACAAGCUGUUGUUACACUUGGCCCACAAGUUUGCGAAGGUGAGAAUGUCUUCUGUGUUUCGCACAUCUUCGCUUCUUUCAACGACACUUGUGCAUGUCGCUGGUCUUUCUGGACGCGAAACUAUUGUGAAAAAUACUGGUGGAAUGCAUGUAAAAGCUGACAAGGAUGAGGCGAGUUUAUACACAGCGAUGCUUGCUGCUCAGGACGUUACUGAACGUUGCAAACAGGUUGGGAUUACUGCUCUUCAUGUUAAACUUUGCGCAAUGGGUCCGGGCUCUGGAGCUCAGGCGGCGCUUUGUGCUCUUCCUCGUUCUGAAGUGAAGAUUGGACGUAUUGAGGAUGUUACACCAAUACCAACGGAUACUACACGUCGUAAGGGAGGUCGUCGUGGACGUCGUUUAUAAGAAGCAGAAUUCAAUUGAUGAACAAUUGUUGGAAGCAGCACAAUCUUUUGCUUGUGAAUAUAAUGAUUUACCUCAAUGAAUUGCUGAAUGAAAAUUUUUGUUGAAGAUCUUUGUUUUGUAUAUUU
Messenger RNA from Meloidogyne enterolobii, 575 nucleotides. The record is from the annotation of a GenBank genome assembly. Lineage: Eukaryota; Metazoa; Nematoda; Chromadorea; Rhabditida; Meloidogynidae.